UUAUUCUAAUAAAAGAAAAUUACGCUUUAGAAGAUGCAUCGAGUUGAUUUCAGACGAUGUCUGAAUUGAACAUAUGUCUGUAAAUAAAUAAUUUAAGUCUGGUUUGCAUACAUUAUAUAUAGGUGGUGAAUUUUUGAAUAAAAUCGCCUACAGUGCGAUAUAUUUGGAACAUGAACACCGCAGAGCGCAAGAACCAAAGCAGUCAGCCGCAUAAGAACAAUGAAUCCCAUUCUGAAGAGUAUGUUCUUCAUGUACAUAUGCCAAACAAGAGUUUUAAAUCAAUAGUCUUCAAUAAAGAUGAAACAGUUUUCCACAUUAUACGUAAAACUGUCGAGGAGUUUGGGAAAGAUGGACAACCACCACCCAGCAUUCAGAGAUAUGCGUGUCGAAUGUUGAACGUAAUAACCAAAGAAGUGCUAUGGUUAGCAAGAACAACGUCGAUGGACAAGGUUUUGUCUCACAUUCAGUCACCUGGUUGCUCGAAUGUUGAUUGUCCAAACAACGAUCCCAUGAAAGCUGAGCUUGCUGAAAACAAAGAUACUCAUCAAGGUCGAAGAGCUGUUAGCACAGGAGUGUGGCGUGUCGAGUUACGCGUGCGAUAUGUGCCCCAUAAAAUUCAAGAAUUAUUCGACGAAGAUAAAACGACUUGCUUCUAUUUCUUUGAUCAGGUAAAAGACGAUUAUAUUCAAUCGAAUAUAUCUGGUAUUGAUGCUGAUGUAGCAGUUCAACUAUGCUGUUUGGGUAUACGGCAUUACUUCAAGAACAUAACGUUGAAAGCGCCAGAUAAAAAACAGCAUAUUGAUUACAUUGAAAAGGAAAUUGGAUUUAAAUGUUUUAUUCCGCAAUCUGUGAUAAGCACAACAAAGCCAAAGAAUCUGAAGAAGAUGAUACAGGUCGGAUACAAAAAGGUCUACAACUAUAAUGACAUUGAAUAUUUGACAAAGUUCUUCGAUCUUCUUAAAAACUUUUUUAUAACCGAUUUCGAACAAUUUUCUGUCACCUUGAGCUCUGCCUGGAAUAUAUCUGGAAUCCUGCAUGUUGGUCCGCAUAUUGGAAUCUCUUACCAGACACACCCACAAGCAAGCUUAAGAAAUGUUGCACAAUUUAAAGAUGUGGUUGCUAUAAAAACCUGCGCUCUUCCAAAGGAAAAAUCAUCCAACGAACUCGAGUUACAAAAUUUAAAAUGCAAUUGUCAAAAGAUUAAAACGCAAAUCAAAAUAUCUGCAUCAAAUAUAACGGAAGAUUUGAUCAUAACAUGCAAUGGAGUUAAUACCGCUGAAAGUAUUGCCGAUCUUAUUGAUGGAUAUUGCAGGCUAUUAUCGAAAGACUUAGGGUUUACAGUUUGGGAACGUGAAACGAACAUUGUGAAAAGUGCAACGAAGUCACCAAACCCUGCGCAAGAUGAUCUUGAUUCGUCAUCCCCUGCUAAAACUAAACCCAUGCUUACAGAUGAUUAUGCUGAAAUUGGUUUAUUAGAAGGCGAAGGAGAUUACUCCACGCCCACAGUGCGCAAUUAUGAACUGGAUCGAUCUCAAAUAGUUCUAAGCGCAAAAAUUGGUGUGGGACAGUUUGGAGACGUCUACGUUGGCACAUAUACAGUUCCAAUAUCAGCUAAAGCUAAAAAUAAAAGACCCGAAGGUGCUCAAAAUACUAGCGAUGCCAAAUAUACUGUAAUGCAAGUUGCCGUAAAGACAUGUAAAGCAAACGAGGAUCCAGAAAAGACAGAGAAUUUUCUUGCCGAAGCAUUUGCACUGCCUAUUAAAUGGAUGUCGCCCGAGUCGAUCAACUUUCGAAGAUUCACAACAGCUAGUGACGUUUGGAUGUUUGGUGUUUGCAUUUGGGAAAUUCUUAUGCUGGGCGUCAAACCGUUUCAAGGCGUUAAGAACAGUGAUGUAAUAACGAAGCUCGAAAAUGGAGAGAGGCUACCACUGCCUCCCAACUGCCCACCCAGAUUAUACUCACUAAUGUCUCAAUGUUGGGCAUAUGAACCGCUAAAAAGACCAAAUUUCAAACGGAUAAAAGAAACUCUUGAAGAAAUAUUAUCAGAAGACGAUAUGAACUCAACGGAGACAUUGAGGCGUGAAAAUCGUCGACUUGCAGGAGUUUCUUGGAUUGGUAACGAAGACAGCGAUAUUCCACCAUUGAAGCCAUCUCGAACAGUUAAUGAUCCUGAUAUUCCUAUGUUGAAUACGUCGGAGGAGAACAAAAGUGUGGCGCAGACCUAUAUCAUUGCCCAAAAUCCAGCAGUUCUAGCCAGAUUAAUGAUGGAAAAUCAAAAGCGUGGCAUUAAUCCUGCAGCAUACACUACACCCGCUUCGACAAUUCCUAACCCAAUUGUGGAUAAGCUAUGGCAACAGCGAAAAGACAGUAACAGUGAUGGUGAAUGGCUGUAUCAGGAGGAAAUGGUGAGAAAGCGAUCUAGUCCAAUAACAUCGGGAGUUGAUACAGAUAUGGGAAAACAUCGAUCUUACCAGCCUGACAUGAUAUUUGAGGGUACAACGGGCUCUUUGGAUUCUGCCAACUCAAAGACAAGACCAAAAUUACCAAAUACCGUUUCUCUCAAGUUAAAUAACUCGCCAUCUGAUCACAUGGUAUCUCAGUCAGCAGAAGACAGCACAAAGUCAAGAAACAAUGAACAUCGUGAUUCGUUACGGCCAAUAAAUCGAGCAAAUGAUGAGAUUUACUGUGCUACAACAGCAGUUGUCAAAUCAAUUAUGGUGCUUUCGCAAGGUGUAGAAAAGGCGCAUGUCGAUGGCUACUUAAAUUUGGUUAAAAAUGUGGGAGUGGAGCUGCGAAACCUUUUGAAAUCGGUGGAUAAUAUUUCUAUACUCUUUCCGGCUCAAGCCCUAAAAGAAGUUGAAAUGGCACACAAAGUUCUCUCAAAGGACAUGCAGGAGUUGGUUUCGGCAAUGCGAUUAGCGCUUCAAUACAAUGACACUACUUUGGACAGUGAAUAUCGAAAGAGUAUGUUAUCUGCAGCACAUAUCUUGGCCAUGGAUGCGAAGAAUCUUUUUGAUGUUGUCGAUUCAAUAAGGAAUCGAUAUCAAAUUUUCGCCAUUCCCAACAGAAAAGCUUCAAGUGGAUCAUUGAGUUGUGAAACCAGUCAAUCGCCUGGCGGCAACGGUUCUGCCUCAUCAUCUCUUUCUAUUGGUGUCGAACCCUUAAAGUGCAUGGCUGACAUAAGUCUGUACGACAAUGAAAACUUACACCAAAGCUUCAACGCACAACACUUACAAACAUCUAGCUGCAGUGGCAGCAUUAUUGAUGGCAACAGUCAGGGCAGCUUACACAUAGAACAUGAAAUUAAUCAUGACGGGCGCUCCAAUGAGCCCUUGAAAAUCAUAGAAGACACAUUAAAUAAUCCAGCCGAGCAUAUGUAUUGCAACACAUCCACCGUACAUGGCCACGCAUAAAUAAUUAGCUUGCUAAUCCUAUUACUUCAUAUUAAUAUAUCUUGAAUCUUAAGUCUACAGAUAGUAUAUGCUAACAUUCUGUGUAUAUAAGAAACCAAAAUACGUAUGUACAUAUGUUUUUUUCACAAAAGCGGAAUUCAUCUCAAGAACUCAUAACACACAUAACAUUAAUAACAUAAAUAUUGCAUGUUCAUAAAAAUAUGACGAACACUCAACGUCGGCCGGCCGCAAUGGAAUGCAUUAUUAAAUCGUCAAGUAGUCAAAAAUACAUUAAGGUACUAAAUAUGUUUAUGUAACUCAAAAAAUAUUAAUAAAUAAACACGAAAAACAUUCGACUAAACGAUA
This is a messenger RNA of Drosophila navojoa, 3758 nucleotides long. RefSeq names its product protein tyrosine kinase 2 Fak (gene Fak). Gene Ontology annotation, molecular function: ATP binding; protein tyrosine kinase activity. Gene Ontology annotation, cellular component: focal adhesion; cytoskeleton. The record is from RefSeq and is a predicted model, not a curated record. Gene Ontology annotation, biological process: protein phosphorylation; signal complex assembly. NCBI's taxonomy places the organism in Eukaryota, Metazoa, Arthropoda, Insecta, Diptera, Drosophilidae.